This is a messenger RNA of Cavia porcellus (domestic guinea pig), 668 nucleotides long. RefSeq names its product zinc finger protein 120-like. The transcript is spliced from 4 exons. The record is from RefSeq and is a predicted model, not a curated record. The coding region runs from base 84 to 668 and encodes 194 amino acids. Lineage: Eukaryota; Metazoa; Chordata; Mammalia; Rodentia; Caviidae. Gene Ontology annotation, molecular function: DNA-binding transcription repressor activity, RNA polymerase II-specific. Gene Ontology annotation, biological process: negative regulation of transcription by RNA polymerase II.
CCUUUGAGGAUGUGGCUGUGAACUUCAGCAAUGAGGAGUGGACUUUGCUGAGUCCAUCCCAAAAGAAGCUCUACAGAGAUGUGAUGGGUGAAACCUUUAGGAACAUGACUAUGAUAGGUGGACUCGGGGAUAUCCAGGAAGCUGAAAAAGAAGGCAAAAUUUACUGGAGUUACUUAAGAAAGCUAGGGAAAUCCUAUGGACAUACAUCUUGGAAUCAGUGUAAAGAAGCCUUCCUUGGUACUGAAGAAGGUAAUGUGAAUGUGAAAGAAACAGAAACACAUGACAAUGUUCAGAUUCAUGAAAAAUAUUGCAGUGGAGGGAAACCCUAUGUAUGCAAGCAAUGCAGGAAAGGUUUUACCACACAUGGAAUUUGUAAGAAACAUGAAAGAAUUCACAGAGGAAAGAGACCCUACAUAUGUGAUCAGUGUGGGAAAGCUUUUACAGCACGUACAUAUUGUCAAGUACAUGAAAGACUUCACUCUGGAGAAAAACAUUAUGAAUGUAAGCACUGUGAGAAAGCUUUCAGCACAUGUACUUAUUGUGUAAUCCAUGAAAAAAUUCACACUGGGCAGAAAUCGCAUAUAUGUAAGAAAUGUGGGAAAGCUUUUAGCAGGAAAAUUCAUUUUCAAAUACAUGAAAAUGUUCUGGAGAAGUGGCUAUACUGCUGA